AUGGGACAAGCGCGACGUCCCGCUCUCAAGGUUGUUCUUCGUUCAGGACAUCUCCGCCGGAUUGCUCACAUUCAGUUGAAACCUGCUUCGUCGGGUUCUGAAAGUAACACGCGAACAAUGUCUGGCAUUUCAUCCACUAAUAUGCUGCCGGUCGAGUUCAAGAGAACCGAGAGGCUUUCACUCGCACCCCCGAUCAAAAAUUACAUUGCAACAUCGUAUGCUGAAGACCCGGACGUCUAUAUUGAUGAUUUCCGAAAUUUAGACGCCCUUCGGGGUGAUAUUGUUGUACCUGAUGUUCACCUGGUGUCCUUGAACAAGCUCCUAAGAUAUUAUGGGCAAUUAUUGUACCUUGGAUCAAAAUUCCCAAUUGACGAGCAACAUAUCAAAAUCUGUUUUUCGUGGUACAAUUCUAUCGGGAAAGAAAGCAAGAAGUCCGUCUCGAGCUUCAGCUUGAAUUUUGAGAAAGCUUGUGUUCUCUUCAAUAUUGGCGCAAUGUAUAGUCAACUCGGAGCGUCGGAAAACCGCUCAACUGCGGAAGGGUUAAAACGAGCAGCCAUGUUCUUUCAGCAAUCGGCAGGUGCAUUCCAAACUCUGCAACAACAUUUGACCGACUGGACGCUUCCGUCAUCCGCUGAUCUCAAUGCGGCGACGUUAACAACAUUGACAAAUUUCAUGCUGGCACAAGCGCAGGAGUGUUUCUGGUAUAAAGCUGUAGUUGAUAAAAUGAAAGACGGCAUCAUCGCGAGAUUGGCGGCACAGGCAGCAGAGUUUUACGAUCUCGCACACCAGAGUGCCGUUGGAGCGGGAGUAUUUACUGAGUCGUGGCUGGUGCAUAUGCAAAUUAAGUCAAAUCACUUUCGGGCUGCGGCACAAUAUAGAAAAUCACAAGAGUGCCUAGCUUCAGGGAAAUACGGGGAGGAGAUCGCCCGACUACAGUCUGCGCAAGUUUACGUAAAAAAAGCCAUGGAUAAUGCGCUCUACAAGAAGGCUUCGUCGUACGUGCAAUCGGAUUUGAAGAACCUGCAAGCAACGCUGGAACACUCGUUGCAACGGGCUGAGAAGGACAAUGAUAUUGUUUACAUGGAGACUAUACCUCGCAUCGAAUCCUUGCCACCAAUAGGAGGUGCCAAAAUGGUUGAGCCUACUCUCAUACCAGAUCUCAGUUCUAUGUCGGACAUAGUAGGCCCGCCUAUGUUCUCUAAACUGGUGCCGUUUUCUGUACAUCAAUCUGCGUCCUUGUACAGCCACAAAAAGGAUGCACUUGUGUCUAGCAUAAUCAAUCGAAUUAACGAAGCCACGACCCUCGCCCAGAGCACGUUGUCAUCCCUCAAUCUGCCAGCGGCAAUCGAAGCCCUUGAACAGCCGAUUGGUCUACCAUCGUCUCUGUUACAACAUUCAGAGGAAGUUCGCCGCCAAGGCGGUGCGAAAAGCUUGCAAGAUACCUGGGCAACGAUCGCUGCUCUUGCUGACCGCGACAAUGGGAUUCUAGAUGAGGCUGUCCGAACGCUGGAUGAAGAAGAAAAAGAGGACGAAGAGAUACGCGCAAAAUUGGGAACAAAGUGGUCUCGCACACCUUCCAGGGACCUUACCAGCAAUCUCCGAGAAAGUGCUAAAGUUUACAGGAACAAACUGAAUGCCGCAAAGAAAUCAGAUCUCCUAAUCGGAUCCAAGUUGGAAAAGAACCUGCACUACAUUGAGUCCCUCAGUUUGACGAAGGAAGAGUUGGAGGCGUCCAUACCAUCAAGUACAGCAUCGUCUACAUUGGUGUCACGGGAUCCAAAUGUCAAACAGCUCAAGGGGCUACUGAAUCAACUGACUGCAAACAUUAAGGACCGUGCUCCUCUCGUGGACAAUUUGAAGAAACUGUCUGCUUCGGAUGACAUUGGCCCGAGGCUUGUCGAGGCGGCUAACCGACAUGAGGAAAUUGACGAUGAACAGCUUUUCAAUCAGCAGUUGAGAAAAUAUGAUCAGUUUCAAGACGGCGUGCAGAAUAUGAUCGAUCAGCAGGAGCAAACCUUGGCUGCUAUUCAGGAGGCAAACAGGAAAUUCGUAGAGUCGAAACAGACCAGCGGACUGAUUCGUGAGAGAGAAGAGGCGCUCCAAAACUUGGACAAUGCUUACAAAGCAUUUAAAGAUAUCACUUCAAACAUGCAGGAAGGAGUCAAAUUCUACUCAGAUUUUCAAAACGUCUUGAACAAAUUUUCCCAAAACUGCAAGGACUACGCAAUGACCCGGAGUGUUGACAAGAAGGACCAAAUCGCCGAGCUGCAACGCAGCGUGACGAAUCUCCAUGUAUCGGAACCACAAGGGCCACCGCUUCCACCACGACAUGGCGGUGCUCCUGGCGGAUAUCCGACCUCUCUACCGCCGAGUACGCAGCCGGGCCUCUAUACAUACGGCCAAAGUACAGGUACGAUGCCACAGCCUUACCCCCAAGGGAUGCCUCCACCUGGAACCUGGGAUCCGAAUACGCCUCUGCAAUACGGUCCAAACCCCUACGCUCAGCCCGGAACACAACACGGACCUUACUCUACAAACGUGUUCUACAGUACUAAUAUUCCUGGUGCAAUGCCUCCACCGAUGCCGACACAGCCCGGAGGGCCCCAGCAGUAUAGGCCAUAUGGAGUGUAAUGUUAUAUAACUAUUUGUUUAUACUUCUGGAGUGGUCCACAGAGAGCACUCAAUAUAUACAUUGUCUUGCC
Molecule: messenger RNA, 2702 nt
Organism: Spizellomyces punctatus DAOM BR117
Lineage: Eukaryota; Fungi; Chytridiomycota; Chytridiomycetes; Spizellomycetales; Spizellomycetaceae
Exons: 16
Coding region: 1-2631 (876 amino acids)
Cellular component (GO): endosome
Molecular function (GO): protein binding
Source: RefSeq, a predicted model, not a curated record